Panicum virgatum (switchgrass) is the source of this 3098-nucleotide messenger RNA. RefSeq lists its product as uncharacterized. The transcript has 2 exons. NCBI's taxonomy places the organism in Eukaryota, Viridiplantae, Streptophyta, Magnoliopsida, Poales, Poaceae. The record is from RefSeq and is a predicted model, not a curated record. The coding region runs from base 1553 to 3049 and encodes 498 amino acids. Gene Ontology annotation, molecular function: protein binding.
GUUCCCGUUGCCCCCUUCUGUUUUCUUUUGUUCUUCUGGUUCCCCUUCCUUCCUCUCCUAGGGUUAGAGUUUUUGGAUGGAGAAUUGAACCUUGGAUCCAUGGGAAAGGAGGCCCUUCCCUCCUCUUGACCUCGGAGCGAUCGAUUUUGAUUCAAUUCGCUGGCUCGUUUUGGAUUUGUUUGGUCCCUUUCUCUGUUCUUGUGCAUGCAGCACUGGGCAAGCAGCGCCAGGCUCACGGUGCUUGUGCGCGCGGCAUCCCAGCAGCAGGCGGAGGCGCUGGUGGGGAGCAGAGAGGUGGUGGGGAGCAGAGCGCGCAAGCCCAGGCAAGCAGCAGCAAAAGCAGCGGGCCAGGCCAGAAGGCAGCGCACGGAGGCACAGCAGCUCUGCAGGAGUUAGGCGUGCGUGGGAAAUUCAAGCAUAAAGUUUUUUUUUGGUUCUUUGCUGUGUGCGCUGGUUGUUUGAUUCUUGUGCAAGGAAAUGAAUCGAGUGCGUGUGUGGGAAAUCCCGGCUCUGAUCGUGUUCGUUCUUCAUCAGCACAACUCUGCCCGUAAGGUAUUCGAUGAAUUGCUUCACCAGUCUUUUCUUUUUCUGUUGAUUUUACUAGAAUUUUUUUUGUCCCUUUUAAGUAGCAAAUCAUGUUUUAGAGCUGCCUUCUAGUGUUAGUCGCUUAGCACUUUGUCUAGAUUUAUUUUCCUGCUCUAGGUUUAAUUAAUUUUCUGCUUAAUUAAAACCUGAAAAAGCAAAACAAAUUUUAGUUUAGUUGUUCCUGUGUUAGCUAGAUUUCUACCAGUAUUUCUAGUUAUUGUUUUAUCUAUUCUCUAACCCCUUUGUUCGAGUUUCUGAGAUAUUUUGGCUUUCCGAACGCUUUGCUCUGAUCUUCGUUUGCGUGGUUGAACUUGUGAGAUUUUGUUCGAACUUUUCUCGAUCGAGCUUCCGUUGUGUGUCAAGAGUAUUCCUAGUGCCGAUAGUCGUUCUGAGCUAUGCGGUACUGAUACUCUUCAUCCGAGGUGCAUUGGGUGUAAUCGGGUCUUUUCUCUUCGGUUUUUCAAAUCGAAUUUGAGGCUCACAUUCACCCCCCUCUGGUCGCUUUUUUGUCCUUCACAAUCUCAUCAGAGCAGUAGAGAUAUCGGAGGUACUCGAUCGAUCUGCCUCCGAUCCCUGCUGGCCUUCCUUUAUUUCGUUGGUCUAGCUUAGACGACCCAUCGAAGAAUAUAAUUAAGGUGUGUACCUUUGGUUCCUCCGAUCCGAUCCUUUUCUGCGUCUGCUUCCAUUGUAUUUCUUGAUGAUAACGACGAUCGAUCCUGCAGCAAAUUAUACUCGAUCAUCAACGCUAGAGGCAGGUUAAUUAAUUGAUUGUAUGUAUUUUCUAACAAUCUUGUGCACGCAUGCCUGCAUGGGUGGCAGGGAGUUCAUGAUGACGAGCAAGAGAUAUGUCUCUGAUUAAUUAGCAGAUUGAUCGACCGAUCAUGGGUUAGCUUGACAGCAGCCAGUUGCGCGCCUUACUUCUCUGUUAACUGUUGUCGGUGUUCUACAGUGUUGGAAUUAUUUCAUCAUGGUUCGCAAAGUGGUCUUCUGGAGUAGCUACAUUGAUGGCGUCAUAAAGGAGGUACUUGAUCUUGUUCAAAUGAACACCAACGAGUACAUCUUCUAUUUUGAUGGUUGGAGAGGUUAUGGCAAGACUGCAUUCCUCAGUUACAUGGCACGAAUGCUCCCAUCCAUGAAAGGUCCUCCUCCAGGAUGUCGCUUUGGCAGAAUAAUUUAUCUAGAUUGCUCAAUGUGGGAAAGUAAAAGGGCGAUGCAGAGAAAACUUGCUGAGGAGCUAAAACUGGACCGUAAGACCAUGGCCAUGUUUGAGGAGCAGGACGAGGAGGAUGACUUUUAUGGAGUGGACCGUGCCUCUAGGGAUGUGAUACGAAAUGUGGCAGCAGUGAUUGACCAAACUCUGAGAGGGAGUAGAUUUAUGGUCAUCUUUAUUAACGGGAGUGAUGACGAAAUUGAUGAUGAUAGGUAUCGGCAGGCUGAUGGUAUUAUUUCUUAUUUGUCUGAACAAACAGGGACCCCAUAUCUAAUUGUCCAAGAUGAUGAUGAGUUACUACUUGAUGCAUAUGAAAAGAGACCUGCUUACCGUUGGAUUGCUAUCAAAUUGAAGAAUAAUAUCACCUCAAAGAAUAAGAAGGUACAAGAAGAUCUGCAGACGACACUGGCAGGGGCAUCAUCAAUCAUCCUAGGAUCUGGAUGCUCUGAUGAAAGCCCACAUGUAUCAUUACCAAAUGACUUGUUUAAACAGUGCAUCAAUAACCUUUGCAUGUUGAUCCUAUCCCGUUGCUCUUUCAUCUUCGCAUCACCCCCUUUCUCCCAGUGCCGCACAUUGAGAUACCUUGGGUUGGACCACUGCACAGAUGAUGGUACCGGCACCGCUAGUAGUCAACUUGAAGGAGAGGACAGCUGUAUCACCAAAUGGGCCUGUUUGUAUAGCCUGUUGGUGCUUGACCUAUAUUACACAGAAUGGGGUGAGAUCUUAUCCAAGGAGAAGAUAGAGCUUAUGGCUAACCUUGCAGAGCUAAAUAUAGAGGGAGUUUGGUGCAGGCAGUGGAUAAGUAGUCAACUAGAGAAGAGAUUACCUUACCUUCAAAGGCUCCGAAUAAUCAAGCCACCGGUGCGUCAGGCACAGACGACAUCACCAACAGACAUCAUCAGCAACUCAUUGAUAGACAAGACAAAGCUGGAAGUACUUGACUUGUCUGGUAACAUUAUUGACAUGGAAAACCUACCGACAAGCCUAUCAAAAGCAAGCAAUUUACAGGAGCUUAUUCUUGAUGGUUGUGUUGGGCUAGAAAAUGUUGUGGUGGCUAACUCCUCUCUCAAGUCAUUCAGUUUUGACUGCUCCAAACAUAUAGAUGAUGCAGAUAAGAAAUAUGUGAAAACCUCCAAGAUAUCCCUAGAAGGAUGUACACAGUUGGAGAAACUGAUCUUGUGUGGGCUACCCAAUCUUGUGGAGCUACACCUUUCAGGGUGUCCAAUCAAGAUACUUGUAACACCCGAGUGUUAAACUUGGGAUUUAAUUAGCUAGUUUGUGACUUAAGACGUUCAGCUGCGAA